AUGGCGGGCGCCGAGUCACUCCCCGCGGUGCGCAUCGACUGGCGCUUCGCGUCCUUUCUUCGCCAGCUACGCUCGCAGCUCGUGCUCUACGGCGACGCGCUUUCGACUCCCUUCCUCGCGGUCUUGGUCGGCGUGCCUCUGCCCGCGCCUCAGUCUUCUUCCUCUCCCUCGCCUGCCUCUUCUUCAGCUGCUUCGUGCCCGUCUUCGCUUUUGCUUCUCUCGUGCUUUCGUCUGCUGCGUGCGGAGCGCGACCCGACGGUGGGGCGUCUCUUCGCCGCGCAGGGCGGCGCAGCCUCACCCUCGCUCCAGGAAGCGAUUCGUAGCGACCUCGACACGCUUUUCUUCGUGUUGCCGCAUGGUUUGCGAGUCUUGGGGCUGCUGGGCUUCUCGCGGGCGGACGGCGCGACUGCGAGCGCGGGCGCCGGCUCCUCGCCGCUUGCGCGGGUCGCAGAGGCCGUCGCCGCUCAGCUGCAUGCCCUGGAGAAAGAGAGCGCCUCCCACCCCGCGCUGCCCUCCUCGCAGGAAUGCGCCUCUCGGCUGUGGCUCUCCUGCUCGCUCGCCUCGCAGACGGCGGGCGACGGGGGGGGCUGCGCAGACUGCGGCGAAGCCCGCGAGGCCGUGCCCUGGCGCUUCGCCUUCUUCGCGAACAACGCGCGUUCUUCUUCCGCCGCCGGCGCGUCUCUGGAGGAAGGCGCCUGCGAGGCUGGCGUCGCCGUCUCCGUCGAGGACGCGAACGCCGUUCUGCGCUCCGCGAGGUUCCUUUUUCUGCGGUCGCGGCUCGCGCUCACCGCGCCGCUGGAGGCGCCUGUGCGAGUCGACGUUUCCGCGGUUCUGCGCAAGAGAGAGGAGGAAGCCGACCCGCAGCAGCGGAGCGACGCCGUAGAUGCAGAGCGGGACGCGGCCGAAGGCGAGAACUCCGAGGCAUUCGUGCCUGAGCUCUCCGCGGGCGUCGCAGCCAGUCUAGUCGCCGCGCUAAGGAGCCACGAAGACGUCCUGCUCGCCUCGCCGCUCAGCCUCUUCUUCUGCAUGCCCAACGGGAUGUACGUACACCCGAGCCUCGGCGGCGCGGAGGGCGCAGCUCCGCGGCAAGCGAGCACGAGAAAGGGGGAGGCAGCCAGCGGCGGAGGCGGAGGCGACGCAGCGCGCGAAGUGGAUAUUUGGGCCGCCGUUUCGGCGUCUUCCAAGGCGAAGGCGCUGCGAGCCGCAGAGGACGCGAGUGGAGACGGAGGCGCGGACAAAAACGGCGACGCGUUCUCGACUCAGGAGGCCCUCGGCUUGCCCUGGUUCCGCCCUUUCUCGCGAGACGCGACCUCGUCCGCUGCGCUGUCCGCAGUCCCCGUGCCUGCCUUCCUGUCCUCCGCGGCCUCCGCCGCCGCUUCACUGCCGCCAUCCGGCGUCGCCUGCUGUACGUACACUGCGGCCGAGGGCAAGGGUGAGGGCGUGGUGGUGCGCUCGGCGGAGCUGUUUUUGGACGCCUGCGUGCUGGUGCCGGGGGCGGCGUCUCUGGGCUCUUGCGCGGACGCCUUCCUCGUCGCGUUCUGUCGGCAGCUGCGGCGGAUCGGCUGCGAACUCCUCGCGCGCGCGGGCCCCAGGGGAGGGCGCCGCGCCUCGAGUCUGACCGCCGCGGCACUGGAGGCGUCGCGCGUCGCCGAGGCCGCCGCCGCGCCUGCCGUCGCAUCGCUCUCCCUGCUCGCCCUGCCAGUCUUCCCGCGCCUCGCGUUCUUCGCGCGCGCCGCAGAUGGCUGUUUGGCGCUCGGUUUGGGCCUCGUGAAGGUCGCUUGGCUGCCGCAUCCUCUUCUCGCGUGGAACCUCGAAGCCGCGGCCGUGCGCAGGCGCUGGCUCGCGCUCUGCGGCGCCCUCAGAGACUCCCCCGCCUUCCGCGCCGCCGCCGCGCUGCCCUGGCGGGAGGCGCAGGGGGUCGGCGGAGACAAAAUCGUGAACCCUCACAGGACUCUCGCCGACGGCCCCAAGUGGCUCGCGCCCGCGCGGACGGUCACCAGCCUCGUGCGAGGCGACGCGGUCUACUAUCACUACUGCCAGGACGGCGAGCGCGACGAAGGCUGGGGCUGCUGCUACCGCUCGCUUCAGCUCGUCAUCAGUUGGUACCGCUUGCAGCACUUUACGCAAAAACCGGUCCCUUCCAUCGGCGACAUCCAGCGCCUGCUCAAGAAGUUUGACAUGGCUCACGAGAAUCUCGAGAUCGGCUCCAAGACGUGGAUUGGCACGGUGGAGGGAUCCUACAUUUUGAACUGGCAUUUGCAUGUACCUUGCAAAAUGCUGCACCUGGGGAACGCUUCGGACUUGCCCUCGCAUGCAGAGACCCUCCGCGAGCACUUUGACGUCGUCGGCUCGCCCGUCAUGAUGGGCGUCGGUGACUACGCGUACACGAUGCUCGGAAUCGCUUUCGAUGCGCAGUCAGGCGAGGCUGCUUUCCUGAUCGCCGAUCCGCACUAUCCGGGCGACGAUGGCGACUUGGAGAAGAUCCUCGACAAGGGCUGGGUUGGCUGGAAGAAGACGAGUUUCUUCGAGAAAAUUGCGGGCUCCAAGUUUAUCAACUUGGCGCUGCCUCAGAUCUGCACGGAAGACGGCGCUCUCUUCAUUUGA
Besnoitia besnoiti is the source of this 2604-nucleotide messenger RNA. RefSeq names its product peptidase family c78 protein. The transcript is spliced from 7 exons. Lineage: Eukaryota; Apicomplexa; Conoidasida; Eucoccidiorida; Sarcocystidae. The record is from RefSeq and is a predicted model, not a curated record. Bases 1 to 2604 code for a protein of 867 amino acids.